Molecule: messenger RNA, 1038 nt
Organism: Fusarium pseudograminearum CS3096
Lineage: Eukaryota; Fungi; Ascomycota; Sordariomycetes; Hypocreales; Nectriaceae
Exons: 2
Coding region: 1-1038 (345 amino acids)
Cellular component (GO): cytosol
Molecular function (GO): NAD binding; hydroxypyruvate reductase [NAD(P)H] activity; glyoxylate reductase (NADPH) activity
Source: RefSeq, a predicted model, not a curated record
AUGGCUAAACCAAUUGUCCUCCAGCUCGGCGACGACAUAAAAUGGAACCAUGAUCUUCACAGCACCUUCAAAUCCCACUUCGACAUUAAGCGGUCGCACAGCAUGCCUCGCGCUGAAUUCAUCCAAGCUCUAAAGAACAAGACCUUUGGCGAUUUUUUCGCCAUCUACAGACCGUUCUGGAACACGGGCGGCGAAAUGGGCAAUUGGGACGAGGAAUUGAUCUCUCUACUGCCUGCAUCUUGCAAGAUCUAUGCCAGUGCUGGAGCUGGCUUUGACUGGGUUGAUACUGCGACGCUUGCCAAGAGAGGCAUCACAUAUUGUAACGCCGCAGCUGCUUGCACAGAAUCUGUCGCAGACGCCGCAAUCUGGCUCAUCAUCUCCGUCUUCCGGCAACUAAGCUGGUCCAGCAUCGCUGCCCGCUCCGGCUCAAGCGAGCAAUUCCUAGACGCUCAACGCAACCUCGCCCCUGUAUCUCGCAACCCUCGCGGCUUCAGUCUUGGCAUUAUUGGCUUCGGUCGAAUUGGUCAACGCAUUGCAGAAAAAGCUUACAAGGCACUUGAUAUGAAGAUUCUCUACAAUGACGUGGUCCAAAUGCCCAAAGCAAUCGAAGAACCCGUUGGAGCCGUCUAUCACAAAUCUGCAGAUACCCUCCUCGCGGAAGCAGACUGCGUCCUUGUCGCGACGCCCUUUGCAGGCGAGGCGCUACUCAACAAGCAGGGUCUGGCAAAGAUGAAGAAGGGCGCCAAGUUGGUCAACAUCGCGCGUGGAAAACUCAUCAACGAGGCAGACCUUGUAGAAGCUCUUCAGAGUGGACAUCUCUCAGGUGCGGGACUUGAUGUUUUUGAGCACGAGCCUGUCAUCAGCCCUGAGCUGAUCAAGAUGAAGAACGUGGAGCUAUUGUCGCAUAAUGCGGGUGCAUCCCUGGAUUCACAUGUUGGAUUUGAGAAGUUGGGUAUGGAGAAUAUUCUCUCUUUUCAUCAGACGGGCAAGGCUAUUUCGCCCGUUAACGCUCAUUUAAUCAAGCAGAGCAAGUUGUAG